Molecule: messenger RNA, 2647 nt
Organism: Neofelis nebulosa (Clouded leopard)
Lineage: Eukaryota; Metazoa; Chordata; Mammalia; Carnivora; Felidae
Gene: CCDC51
Product: coiled-coil domain containing 51
Exons: 4
Coding region: 1194-2423 (409 amino acids)
Source: RefSeq, a predicted model, not a curated record
UUGAGAGAGAAAGAGAUUGAGGCAGAGAGAGAGGGAAAGAGAAUCCCAAGUAGUCUCCACACGGUCAACACAGAGCCUGACCUGGGGCUCAAACUCACCAACCGUGAGAUCAUGACCUAAGCCAAAGCCAAGAGGUGGCUGCUUAAGCAACUGAGCCACCCAGGCACCCCUAGUUGAUUGGUUUUUUAAGUAAUGGUUUUGGGAGGAAAAAGCAGUGGGAGGAGCGGCACCUAGCUGGCUUGGUUGGUGUAGCAUGUGACUCUUGAGUUCAAGCCCUAAGUUGGGUGUAGAGAUUACUUUAAAAAAAAGUAAUGGUUUUAUUGAGAUACCAUUCACAUACAAUACAGUUCACCUAUUUAAUGGGUACACUUAAGUGGUUUUAGUAUAUUCACAGUGUUGUUCAACCAUCAUUAUAGUUAAUAUUUUUAACAUUUCCCUAGAUGGUAUUUAUUUAUUUAUUUAAAUGUUUAUUCUUGAGAGGGACAGAGACAGAGUGAGAGCAGAGGAGGGGCAGAGAGAGAGGCAGACACAGAAUCCAAAGCAGGCUCCAGGUUCUGAGCUGUCAGCACAGAGCCCGAUGCGAGGAUCGAACUCACGAACCAUGAGAUCAUGACCUAAGCUGAAGUCAGAUGCUUAACUGACUGAGCCACCCAGGUGCCCCAUCCGUAGAUGGUUUUUAAAGCCAUGGGACUGGAUGAGAGAGGAGUCUGAGGACCUUGCCUUGCAGCACUCCACGUGGGUAGGUUCAGGAGAUGAGUGGGGACUGGAAGCCAAGUGUAGAAGGCGUUUCAAGGAAAGGAAACUGGCACAAGGCACAGGUUGCUGAUAGGGCAAGUAAAAUGAGGACUGAGAACUGAUCACUGGAUUUAGCAAUGUGGAAGUGGCCUAGACAAGAGCAUUUCCGGUGGCAUGGUGGAAGUGAAGGCCAGAUUAGAAAAGGUUUAAGAGAGAAUGAGAGAAGAGGAACUGGAGACAGCAAGUGCAGAUGAUCUGUCCAGGAGUUUGGCUGUACAGAGGGGCAGAGAAGUGGAGCUGUUGCUGGAGAGGGUGUCUGAUCAAUUACUGAGCAGUGUCAGGUAGGGAGAGCACACGGGACCUGGCCACAGCUUGGUCUUCCUAGAGCAUGAAUUCUUCAUCCCAAGGAAUAAGAGAGAAGGUGGAAACCGAACAGACACAGGUGGGAAGAUCUCCUGAUGACAGGGCGCAGCACUGUGUUUGCCAUGCAGCACGUCCUCGGUGCGCCCCGUGUGGUGUGGAGAGGCCUCCUUGGAAGGGACCUCUUUAUGGCCAGGACUCUCUGCAGCCCAGGCCCUAGCCAGCCCAGAGAGAAAAGACCUGAGGAGGUGGCUCUUGGGCUGUACCGCCGCCUCACAGCUCUGGGAAGAGCCCUGGGGCACGACAUUCAUCAGCGAGCAUCGUCCACAGCCACGACUUGGUGGGAAAGAUACGAAGAGUUUGUCGGACUCAGUGAAGUUCGAGAGGCCCAGGGAAAUGUGACUGAGGCAGAGAAAGUGUUCAUGGUGGCUCGAGGGCUUGUGCGAGAGGCUCGGGAGGACUUGGAAGUUCACCAGGCCAAGCUGAAGGAGGUGAGGGACCGCUUGGACCGCAUCUCCAGAGAGGAUAUCCAGUACCUAGAACUGGCUACGCUGGAGCACCGGCUGCUGCAAGAGGAGAAGAGGCUUCGUGCAACCUAUCUGCGUGCUGAAGACUCUGAGCGAGAGAAGUUCUCCCUCUUCUCUGCGGCUGUGCGGGAAAGUCACGAGAAGGAGCGUACUCGAGCUGAGAGGACCAAGAACUGGUCCCUCAUCGGGUCAGUUCUGGGGGCCUUGAUUGGUGUGGCUGGCUCCACCUAUGUGAACCGUGUGCGGCUACAGGAGCUGAAGGCCUUGCUCUUAGAGGCGCAGAAGGGGCCUGUGAGCCUCCAGGAGGCCAUCCGAGAACAGUCAUCCAGCUACUCCCUCCAGCAGAGGGACCUCCACGACCUCAUGGUGGACCUAAGGGGCCUGGUACAAGCUGGCUCCGGGCUGAGCUCUGGGACCCAGGCAGGUACUUCCCCCACCCGAGACAGAGACACAGAUGUCCUUUCAGCUGCCUUGAAAGAGCAGCUCAGCCAUUCCAGGCAGGUCCAUUCAUGUUUAGAGGGUUUACGAGAGCGGCUUGAUGGCUUGGAAAAGACUUUCAGCCAAACGGCUGAGGUGGUUCAGCUUGCAAAGGCUGCAGCACAUCCAGGCCUGCUGGGGCCAGCAGACAGGGCCCUGCCUGGCUCCUUGCUGGAGCAGGGGAGCGUGAUCUUGGCACUAUCAGACAUGGAGCAGAAGCUUGAAGCUCAGGUCAACAGGAACACCAUCUACAGCACACUGGUCACCUGUGUGACAUUUGUGGCCACUCUGCCCGUGCUCUACGUGCUCUUCAGGGCCAGCUAGCCCCGGGAGCCUCCUCCAGGGAGCUGAGGGGAUAGCCGUGGAUACAAAUUUAGCUAGAGAAUCCCAACAAUGAAGUGAGCCUUUGGGGUGCACACAACCUCAGCCUGAGGCUGAGCAGCAUCUGUGUGGCUCACCAGCAGGCGUACUUUGAUUUUGAGAAAAUGCUCAUUUAUGUUAAUUAUCAACACUUUGUACUAAUGUCCAAAUAAAAUGUCUUUCGAUUC